AGAGCCACAAUGGAGGGUCAUAGAGCCACAAUGGAGUAUUAACACAAAUUCUACUCAAAGUGGUGAAUUGUGCAGCUUUAUUAUAAAGAAUAUGACACAUUUAGCAUAAAUGCACAGAAAUAAUACAGAAUCCUGCAGUGAGUUCCUCAAUCAAAGAAGCCAUCAAAUGCUGCACAAAGAUCAAUUUUUAAUUUUUUUCCAUUCUGUCAUCUUACAUGUCUUUGUUUUUCUUGCGUUAAACUGUCGGCGUUCCCUCUCCCGGCUUUUGUUGAUCGAUUUAAGUAAAGUUAACACCAAUGGGAGCGCCUUAUUAAUAAUGGAGAGCAUGUCUGUAUGUAUAGGCGUUGUGUCUGUGUCGGCUUACACAUGAAAGAGGAAUUUAACACAUUUACACCCAAGGCGCACUUAAAUCAACUGCAAGAGAGCAGAGAGCAGAAUGAAAAGAUACCAGCUUCAAAAAUGACAAUUGAAGGAAAAAAAACCUUUGAAGGAUUCAGGGAAGUCCUUUUAUUGUGAAAUAAAUGUGGUCAUUUGUGUUCAGCUGGAGACUAAUUUAUUUAUCAAGAAAAAUGAUCUUUUGCUAUAACUCUAUCAUAAUAUUCACAGCCCUCUGUGGCUGAUAUUGAUCGGUGUGUUUGCUGACGACCAUUAGAGGCGAUGAUGAGACCUGUGGACGUCUCCAUCGUCGGGUGACUUUAGUCAAAGGAUUUCUUUUCAGCCUCCUGGCCUCUGUAAAUGCUAAAGGUGAUGCUGAGGUGAAGGCUGGCGGUGAGAAGACACCUCCACUGCUUCUGUCUUUCAUGGCAGACAGGUGAAGCCGUCCCCCCUCAUAUCGGCUGCCUGAUCACGCGCCUCAGAGUCCAGUCAGUUCUAAUCACUCUGUGCUUCAGCCACCAUCACUGUUACUGAGGGUAAAAAAAAGCAGGGAGAAGCAGAGCUGAGGGGAAUACAAACCAGCCUGCUGGAAGUUCACGACGAUCGCCAGGGAUCCAGUCAGUCGAGGUGAACGGGAGGGGGCGGAGUUUAGGUUUGGCUUGACAUAAGGAGAAUGUUGACAGCACUUUUAGAGAAGGAUCCAGAACCUACUCUGCUCUGAGAUGUCCUGUUUUUGUCAAGUCUGUCCUGCAGCAGCUGGACUCCUUUAAAGCAUGUUUGGGCUGCAGGAAGCUUUUUGUUGAUCGUUUUACAAAAUAAAUGUGGAAACAUGGAGGAGUUGUUGUCUCUGUGACGGCAGGAGGGGUUCACGAGUUCAGCCUCUCUGCUUGCGUUGCACACGAUCGUCUGAUAACUGAGCAGGACAGAAACAAAGAGGCCUUCAGGCUUUUUUAGCCCCAUGAUGGAGAUUCAGUUCCAUGCGGCAACACUGACAUCUGCUGGUGGAAUGAGGAACUGCAACACGAUUUGUGUCAGAUGGAGUGUGAAGAGGAGGAAGAGGAAGAAGGAGCUGCAGCCAUGCUGUGGUCCAUCCAGGAGGCUGUGGAGAAGCAGACAUUGCAGAUCGGGGCCUCCGUCUGUGGGGCCACGGCUGUGGUGGACGUCCUGAGGGCCCUCGGUCUGGACGUGGCUCCGGAGGAGGCUGACCGCUGCGUUCAAACCCGUCUGAGGAGGAACGAGGCGCCGCUGCCCGACUACCUGCUGUCUCGCAGCGAAGCUGGAGCGACGCACGAGCAGCUGAUCACGGGCGCGCAGCAGGCCAGCGGCGGCAGGGUGAGGGGCAGAUUCUUCCACUUCCAUCCUCCCAGGAAGGUCAGGCUGGUCCCCUGGCUCGCACGCUGGAUCCGCAGAGGCGCCGUCCCCGUGGCAACCAUGAACAUGCAGGUGGGCGUUCCUGAGGGCGAGGAGGUCCCCGACGCCUGGCACCACCAGCUCAUAUUCGGAGUUGCUCCAAACGCUGUUUUCAUGACGAAUCCCCUGGAUGUGGUGAGUGAGGAGGAGCUGCAGCAGAGGCUCUGCAGCGAGUCGGUCCUCCUGAUCCGCCGUGAAGACGUCCUGCAGAGAUUCACCCCCGACUGCUGCCUGUCCGGCCUCUCCCAUCACCCGUCAGACCAGCGCUGGCGACACCUGGAUGUGGAAGGUCAGGUGAGGAAGAUGAUCCAGGAGGACGAGGAACCAAAGCAGAGCCACAUCCGCAUCCCUGCAGCCUACAGCUCCGGGGUGACGCUCUUCGUCCUCCACGAGUCACAACUGGCCCAGGAGCUCCUCGCCGCCGCAGAGCUGCCGUUGCUCUAAAGCAGGAACUGUGAUAGGUUCUCCAACAAGCCCGUAGAACCAGAACAUGUGUGGUUGGAUCUGUGUCUUUUGGUUCUACGUCAUUUUUCAGGUUAAACAAAUAAAAUAAUCUUUCGGUGAUUCGGGUUCACUCUCAACAUAUGAAAUCACUUUAUUGUGAUGUGACAAGUUAUCUAUUUAUUAUGUGAUUAAAUUAAAUUAACUGAGUUAUUUCAUACUGUAAGAACGACUCAAUUAAGGAGAAACCCUUAUCAAUAUAGGGAUAUGAUUUAAAUGAAUAGAAACUGUGUUUGUCUAUAAUUUAUAAAUCUAUUUUAAUAAAAUUUUAAACGUGG
Messenger RNA from Oryzias latipes (Japanese medaka), 2564 nucleotides. RefSeq lists its product as uncharacterized. NCBI's taxonomy places the organism in Eukaryota, Metazoa, Chordata, Actinopteri, Beloniformes, Adrianichthyidae. The record is from RefSeq and is a predicted model, not a curated record.